AUGUUUCUUCUUUUUUUACUUGCAGUUUACUCAACUUUAUUAGUAAAAAUAAAACCAGAGAAACCAGUACUUAUUGACUAUCCAUUAACAGAAGAUAUAAGUGAUAUUACUCUUUCAAUUUCAAACUUAAAUCCUAAAGCAGAAGUAAAUUUUAAAAUUCUAAGAAAUAUUGAACAUACAGAAGUUGACACUAAAACACUUAUUCCUUUAGAAAAAGGAUGGAAUGAAAACUAUACCGAGCAAGGUGUAUAUACACUUGUAUUACUAAAUACUAGUAAUGAAGAGUGUCUUAUAAGUGUACAUUUAUCUACUAAUAAAGUAUUGGGCCAUGAAGAUAAUGAUGUCAAGGCACUUAAAAAAUUGUUUAGUGAUAUUGAAGGACGGCUUGGAAAACUUUUUGAUUUUUAUUUAAGGCUUAAAUCCAUACAAGAAAAGAAUAUCCAAGAAGCGGGUCGUAUAGUUAAAGGAUUGUAUGUUUUACUAGUAAUUCCCUGUAUUUACAUUUUGGUAGGAUUUGCGAAAAUGAAUGCCAUUAAAAUGAUGUUUGCCCCGAAGAAAAGAAUCCGUCCUUAA
Molecule: messenger RNA, 573 nt
Organism: Vairimorpha ceranae
Lineage: Eukaryota; Fungi; Microsporidia; Nosematidae
Product: vesicle transport v-snare protein
Exons: 1
Coding region: 1-573 (190 amino acids)
Source: RefSeq, a predicted model, not a curated record